Pisolithus orientalis is the source of this 843-nucleotide messenger RNA. RefSeq names its product P-loop containing nucleoside triphosphate hydrolase protein. The transcript has a single exon. Lineage: Eukaryota; Fungi; Basidiomycota; Agaricomycetes; Boletales; Pisolithaceae. Gene Ontology annotation, molecular function: GTP binding. The coding region runs from base 1 to 843 and encodes 280 amino acids. The record is from RefSeq and is a predicted model, not a curated record. Gene Ontology annotation, biological process: tRNA wobble uridine modification; tRNA methylation. Gene Ontology annotation, cellular component: cytoplasm; mitochondrion.
AUGAAUGCCACCCCCCGACGACGGGACGGUACCGAAAAUGUCCAGGUUGCCGUCCACCAACUCAUUCAGAGAUGUUCCCGGUCACCGAAGUCUACCUCUUCUAAAGAUCUCAACGUCGUCCUUUUCGGUGAGACGGGCGUAGGAAAGAGCUCUCUGAUCAAUCUCAUGGCAGGCAAGGAGGUCGCAAAGGUCUCGCCUGACGCCGAUGCGUGUACCCUGGACUCUGAAGAGUACGGAUUUGAAAUAGGUCCGACGCGAAUCCGGAUGUGGGACACCGUUGGACUGGAAGAGCCUGAUACCAUCAGCGAGGAUCGCUGCUUCACUGCCAUCGAGAAGGCGAUCCAACUCAUCAAAAGCCUGAGCGCCGCAGGCGGCAUCAACCUCCUCUUGUUCUGCAUUCGCGCAAACCGCAUCACCGUCACAAUACAAAAUAACUACCGGCUUUUCUAUGAAGUCCUCGGCCGCAAGGAGGUUCCAGUUGCGCUCGUGGUUACACACCUUGAGCGUGAACAGCAAAUGGAGGACUGGUGGCCCCGGAAUGAGAAGAUUCUCGAGCGAUAUGGCAUCAUGGCCGCUGGACACGCUUGUGUCACCGGUGUGGUUGGACAUCCCAAGUAUCAGCAGUCUCAGGACGCAAUUCGUGCGCUUCUCUUGCAGUACGACGAGCAGGGAAAAUUUAUGAUGCCACCCGAGGCGUGGAUCGGGAGGUUGCUAAAGGGAUUUGUGUCUUUUGUGGGCGAUAAAGCCUUUUUGAGGGGAAGGGAUAUGGUCCGUAUCUUGACAAAAAGAUGUCAGUUACGCCCCGAUGUCGCUCAGCGUGUGGCGGCUUGCCUUGAGCAAUGA